CUGAUAGGAACUGGUGUUGUGAAGUGCUGUGGUGUUCAGUCCGUGGAGGCUGUGGUUUAGAUGGUCGUAGCAUUGGAAGGAUAGAUAUCAGCCUGUCUGGGGCUCACACUCACUGAACGUAACAGAGAUGUUGCAUCGAAGGUUCUUUGAUGUCCGAGGUCUCUCCAUGAAGUUAAAGUGUCGGCGAGGACUAGAGGAAAAGGACGGAGAGAAGAGUCGAGACAAAGACGAGAGGAGAGAGGCCAAGGCCAGAGAGAGAUGUACACUGAACGGACAUCACUUCAGCGUGGUCUCCUCCCAGACACAAUCCUCCUCCUGCCACCAAUGCAGCAAAACCAUCAACACUAAGGAUGCCUUUCUAUGCACCAAUUGUAAUGCACAUGUUCAUAAGGGUUGUAGAGAAAGCCUGCCUGUCUGUGCCAAGGUGAAGAUGAAGACGCCCAGACAGCAGUUUGCCGUUCCAGAUUCAGCCGCCAUUCCUGUUGUUACCCGGAGAACAAAACGAGGGUUAAACCCGGGUGCAUCGCGGGAGCGGCCCUGGUCAGCCAUCUUGUCUCCUGAAGACUACUCCUCAUUGGUUGUUCCCUCCCGAAGACACACCUCCAUCAUACCCUUCCAUGGGUCCAACCUGUCAAAGAGCAUCUCUAUAUCCAACAUCGCUGGUCACCAGGUGUUUGAUGACAUGCCUAUCAAGGGUCUGCGGUACCUGUCCCAUUCUUCUGACUCUCUGUGCAAGACCAACCUGGUCAAUGAAUCUACAGAGUCACUCACAGAUGAAGGCACGGAGAUGAUCGACAGCCAGCUGAUGGGCGAGUUUGAGGCAGACCUGAAAGAGCUAGAAGCAGACUCCUGGAGCAACGUUACGGACCGUCACUUCCUCAAACAUCUGAAGAAGGACGUCAUCAAGAGACAGGAUGUAAUCUACGAGUUGAUGCAGACGGAGAUGCACCACGUGCGGACCCUGCUGAUCAUGGUGGAGGUGUACAGUAAGGGUCUGGUGAAGGAGCUGCAGCUGGAGCCUCAGACAGUAGACAGGCUGUUCCCUGCCCUGGAGGAGCUCCUGGACCUCCACACCUCCUUCCUGACACGCCUCCUGGAGAGGAAGAGAGAGAGCCAGCAGGAGGGGGAGGACGGAGGAUUCAUCAUCAACAAGAUAGGAGACAUCCUGGAGACGCAGUUCUCAGGGUCCAACGCAGAGAUCAUGAAGAAAGUUUACGGGAAGUUCUGCAGCCGCCACAACGAGGCCGUAAACAUCUACAAGGAGCUGCACUCCAAAGACAAACGCUUCCAGGCCUUCAUCAGGAGGAAGAUGAGCAGCAGUAUCGUGCGGAGGUUAGGAAUCCCAGAGUGCAUUCUGUUAGUCACCCAGAGGAUCACCAAGUACCCCGUCCUGAUGCAGAGAAUACUACAGCAUACCAAAGAGAAUGAGGAGGACCAUGAGGACCUGAGUGAUGCUCUAUACCAGGUCAAGGAGGUCAUCACUGCAGUGGACAGCAAGGUGAACGAGCAUGAGAAGAAGAGGAGGCUGAAGGACAUCUACGGCCGGACAGACAGCAAGUCCAUUACGAGGAUGAAGAGCGGUCAGAUGUUUGCUAGAGAGGACCUGCUCAGAGGGAGAAGAUUGCUGUAUGAUGGACCUCUGCAGCUGAAGAACUCACAGGGGAGACUCAAGGAUGUAACGGCCAUGCUUCUCUCUGAUAUCGUCGUCUUCCUGCAGGAGAAAGACCAGAAAUAUGUCUUUGCCUCUCUGGACCAGCGCUCCACGGUCCUCUCCCUCCAGAAGCUGAUCGUUAGAGAGGUGGCUAACGAGGAGAGGGGUCUCUUCCUGAUAACAGCAGGGAUGGAGAAACCAGAGAUGGUGGAGCUACACACUGCAACCAAGGAGGAACGCAACACCUGGAUGCAAAUCAUACAGGAUGCCAUGCAGUCCAUAGAGAAAGAUGAGGAAGAGGAGAACCCCAGUGAAACAGAGGAGGAAGAUCAGAGACUGCUGGAGACCAAAGCUAAGGAGAUGAGAGAGAUGCUGAGGAAGAAGGAUGAGCAGAUCAUGUUUGUGCUGGAGGAGAAGAUGGCCGUGUUUAGGGAGAUGUGUGACGUCAGGAGCCCUGGAACCCCCCCAGGAAGAGGAACAGGAACAGGGCAGUGCCAAGGCCCCAACCAGGUCACCAGGGCCAAGGGGCUGUUCAGGGCUGGGAGCGGCGCGGGCUCUGAGGACGUACCGAAAGGAGAACCCAUUAUAAAGGGAGCACUACAGGAAGUGGAGACGUUGCAGGCGCUGGUGAACGGUACUCUGGGAGGAGCGAUGGGGGGGCAGCGGGUGGUGUGUGUCCCAGAGACAGGAGGUGGAGGAGGAGGUGGAGGAGGUGGAAGUGGAGGUGGAGGUGGAGGUGGAGGAGGAGGAGGAGGAGGAGUGGUGGGCCCGGGCCCUGUAUGUCUCCUUCACAGGGCCGAGACCUUCGGAGGAUUUGACUCUCACCAGAUAGACAUCUCUAAGAACGGGGACAAAGAAGAUGGGGAGGACAGAGCAGACCUUCGCAGGACAGAGUCAGACGGUGUACUGAAGAAGGGGGAGAAUCCUACCAUGAUGCUGUUACUGAAGAGGAACACUAAGCAGGUCCUCCAUAGUGUGAUUCAUCUCCAUGACCUGCUCAGCACCCUGCAGGCAGUGGUGGUCCAGCAGGACAGCUUCAUUGAGGUUCAGCGCCAGGCUCUCACCAACCGCCCCGAACGCCUCACCUCCUUCUCCUCCUCCUCUUCCUCCAGGCCCUCCUCCCGCCACAACUCCCUGAUCGAGCAGGAGAAACAACGCAGCCUGGAGAAACACAGGCAGGAGAUGGCCACGCUGCAGCGCCAGCAGGCCACGCACGACCAGGAGAAGAAGAGGAGGGAGAGGGAGUGGGAGGUGCGGGAGCAGCAGUUGACGGACAGGGAGGUGCAGCUCCUGGUACAGGAAGAGGAGACCGGGAGGAGGAGCAGGGAGUUAGAUACGGAGAGGGUGGCGCUACAGAGGAAGAAGAAGGACUAUCUGAUAGAUCUAGAGAGACUGAGAGAUGCUCAGAGGAAACUGGACCGAGACAGAGAACACAUACACAGAGAAAUGGAGAGGGUGGAACACAUGAGAAUGGCUAAGAGGUGGAUACAGAGAACUCCCUCCUCCUCCUCAGACGACUCCCCACACUUCUCCUCCUCUACCUCCCUGGACAAAGAUCCAACGGACCCCACUGAGCUCUCCUCCUCUCCCAGGAAAGACUCCCUGACCUCGUCAAAAGGGAAGAGCCUAAACCUUUUCUCUGAGGACCCGGCCCUAAAGGCCCCUAGUGGAGACAGUCAGAACCAGAUACCGAACAGACUGCUGCAACUGGCUAAAGACAGGAACAAGAAGGACAAGAAGAAGAAGAAGAAGGAACAAGAUACGCAGCCACCAGAUACGCAGCACCUAGAGCCUCCUAUAGACGGAGAGAUCUACUUCUGCUGAGACCCGUCUUCAUCUCCUCCGAUGUCAAUGCAACGUCCCUCUCACCAGCUGAAUGUAAGGCCAAAGUUGCCCCAUCGUCAAACCCUCUACGUCCUCGCAAACACUCCAAACUGACACGCAAUAGGAAGUGGAAGGUCUCUCAUCAUGGAAGGUCUCACUGCUCGCUACAGAUUGGCUCCUGACCUGCUAAAAAUAUAUAACAAUAAGGAAUCUGUUUCUAUGUUAGAUACUGUAGGUUAAAGAUUGUCUAUAACAAUAAGGAAUCUAUUUCUAUGUUAGAUACUGUAGGUAUGUGAUGGACUAAAUGAAGACCAUACCAUUAUCCUAACCAGUGAUGACGGAGAGUGAUUUGAGCUACAGAGUAAUCGUCUCUGAAUGGGUUUUAAAUGAGCAGGUGUAAGGAGACUGUCUAUCCUCUGUAUGGAAUGACAUAGAAUCUGAAUGUGUUUUUAAAGUAGCAGGUGUAAGGAGACUGUCUAUCCUCUGUACGGAAUGACAUAGAAUCUGAAUGGGUUUUAAAUGAGCAGGUCUAUGGAGUCUGUCUUUCCUCUGUAUGGAAUGACAUAGAAUCUGAAUGUGUUUUUAAAGGAGCAGGUCUAUGGAGUCUGUCUUUCCUCUGUAUGGAAUGACAUAGAAUCUGAAUGUGUUUUUAAAGGAGCAGGUGUAAGGAGACUGUCUAUCCUCUGUACGGAAUGACAUAGAAUUUUACUACUCAUGCAGAAUAUUACACUCUUACUAUACUUUUUGUUUUCUAAAGUUGAAAAACUUGUUCGUAAA
Salmo salar (Atlantic salmon) is the source of this 4252-nucleotide messenger RNA. RefSeq names its product A-kinase anchoring protein 13a (gene akap13a). NCBI's taxonomy places the organism in Eukaryota, Metazoa, Chordata, Actinopteri, Salmoniformes, Salmonidae. Gene Ontology annotation, cellular component: membrane; actin cytoskeleton. Gene Ontology annotation, molecular function: MAP kinase scaffold activity; guanyl-nucleotide exchange factor activity. The record is from RefSeq and is a predicted model, not a curated record. Gene Ontology annotation, biological process: adrenergic receptor signaling pathway; regulation of Rho protein signal transduction; positive regulation of canonical NF-kappaB signal transduction.